GUCCCGAGUAGUCUUGAAGGUUCCUUCCCACCCGUUGUGUUCCCGACACCUGAUGAGAGCGAGUCAACCACGAGGAGGUGGAAGGUCCUUCCUGACAUCUGGCCAACUCUCGCGGAGCAGUAUGGCGACAAGAUUGCUCUUUUCGAUCCGCAUCACGGACAAAAACGAGGCUUGACGUUUUCAGAGCUCGAGAGUGCAAUUUAUGAUUUCGGUGAAGGUCUGCGCGUCUAUGGGCUGAAGCAAGGAGAGUGCGCCUCGCUGUUUGCUGAGAACUCGCACCGAUGGCUUAUCGCCGAUCAAGGCGUGAUGGACAUUGGUGCUCGUGAUGCUGUUCGAGGAGCGAAGUCCUCAGGAGCGGAAUUAUUUCACAUUUUGGAAAACUCAGACAG
Closterium sp. NIES-65 is the source of this 389-nucleotide messenger RNA. The record is from the annotation of a GenBank genome assembly. NCBI's taxonomy places the organism in Eukaryota, Viridiplantae, Streptophyta, Zygnematophyceae, Desmidiales, Closteriaceae.